This is a messenger RNA of Tupaia belangeri chinensis (Chinese tree shrew), 4131 nucleotides long. It is a transcript of the gene FAM120C, whose product is annotated as family with sequence similarity 120 member C. NCBI's taxonomy places the organism in Eukaryota, Metazoa, Chordata, Mammalia, Scandentia, Tupaiidae. The record is from RefSeq and is a predicted model, not a curated record. Gene Ontology annotation, cellular component: nucleus.
UCCUUUUCCCGCCCCCCUCGCCCCCCGCGGAGUGCGCACGCGUCCGCCCCCUGCUUCGCGCCCAGAUCACCGCCUAGCCUGCUUGCGCAGCAACUCUUAUCAUCUGCCCACCGACGAAGCAUGGGUGUCCAGGGCUUCCAAGAGUUCCUGGAGAAGCGCUGUCCCGGCGCCGUGGUGCCUGUGGACCUGCUUAAACUCGCGCGCACGGUCUCGCGCCAGCAGCAGCAGCAGCAACAGCACCACCACCACCACCAUCACCUUUAUGGCGGCUACCAGACGGAUUGGGUGUGUGGCGGCCAAUGGAAUGCCAUGCUGGGCUACUUGUCAGCGUUGUGCCAGGCUUGUGCCUAUCCCGGUGGCGAUGGCCUGGAGCUUGUGGUCAUGUUCCCCGGUGGCCUGGGCAAGGACCGGCUGGCCGAGUGGGGCCGUCGGUGCCAGGCUGAGCGACAGACAGCGCAACUGAUCGUGGGACACGUGGGCAACAAGGGCACCCCUCCACCACGGGCCUGGUUCCUGCCACCGGCCUGCCUGAGCCACUGCGUGAGGCUAGCACUCAUCCGCUUCCGGGUCAAGGUUUUUCAGAGCCUUGAAGACCACCAUUUGGAAGUGGUAGCUUUUUUCAGGGAAAAUGGUUUCCAUGGUCUUCUUGCCCAUGACUCUGAGUAUGCACUCUACAAUAUUCCCUCUUACUACAGUUCCCAUGCUCUGAAGCUGAGCUGGAAUGGGAAAAACCUCACUACCAACCAGUUCCUGAUGCAGGAGGUGGCCAAGCAGCUGGGUCUGAAGCGGAUGAAUUUUCCCAUAUUUGCUGCACUGCUAGGUAACCACAUUCUCCCAGAUGAGGACCUGGCUGCUUUUCAUUGGAUUUUCUUGGGACCAGAACAUCCUCUUGCAUCACUUAAGGUCCGAGCUCAUCAGCUGGUUCUUCCUCCUUGUGAUGUGGUGAUCAAGGCUGUUUCUGAGUAUGUUAGUUCUAUCAAAGACCCCUCAAACUUGGAUGUAGUUGGGAAGGAUGUUUUCAAACAGUCUCAGUCCAGGACAGAAGAUAAAAUAGAGAGAUUCAAGAAAGCAGUUGAAUAAUAUUCAGUCACAACCAAACUGUCUUCACUGCCAGUGGGUCCUUCCUUUCUAGGUUUUCGGAAUAAUCGGCUUGGAGCUCCUCCCCCUCCACAAAAUCAAAUGAGUACCAUUUCUGCUGGAAAGCCAAUGUUUUCUCACCAAGUGCCCCAGAAAAUGAAAUACCCACCACCAUUCUCAAUGGGACCCAACUCAGCUCUUCUCUUCUCCCCUCAUGCUCUGGGGGAAUCCCAUGCUUUUUCUGAGGAUCCCAUGUUGCAGGACAGCCCCUUUGCCAAUUGGGCUGUGUCUUAUGACUCCUCUGCAUCCCAGUUUCCCAAUUACCUGACUUCUAAAGCCUCAACUCCUUUGGGACAAAACUCUUCCCACUCUUCUUCCUCUGAUGGUGAUGAGCCAAAUGGAGCCAACUCUGAUCACAUCACAGAAACACGUCAACAACAGCCUGGAUGGGAAGAAUCCAAUACUGAUAGAAGGUCCUGGGUACAGCCUGUUGAUGCUGAAGUUUCUGUAGGCAGCCUAGGUGAUGAUGAGCCCCACAUCCCAUCUCUGCUGUCCAUGUCUACGAGGAACCACAUAGACAUCACCAUUCCACCCCUACCUCCAGUAGCUCCAGAAGUCUUGAGGGUUGCUGAACACAGACACCGGAGGGGGCUUAUGUAUCCAUAUAUCUACCACAUUCUAACAAAGGGUGAGAUUAAGAUCCCUGUAUGUAUUGAGGAUGAGAGUAACAUGGAGCUGCCUCCAGCUGUUCUCUUGUUCCGGUCAGCUCGUCAAUACGUAUAUGGAGUCCUUUUUAGUCUGGCAGAGACACAACGGAAAAUGGAACGCUUGGCCAUAAGGCGGCGGCUUCCUGUAGAAGUUCCUUCAGUGAUCCUCAAAGAGUGGUCUGCAUAUAAAGGAAAGUCACCUCAGACUCCUGAGCUAGUGUCUGCACUGACAUUUCGGGAAUGGACAUGCCCAAACCUCAAGAAGCUCUGGCUAGGCAAAGCAGUUGAGGACAAGAACAGAAGGAUGCGUGCCUUCUUGGCCUGUAUGAAAUCAGACACACCCAGUAUGCUCAAUACAGCUAAUGUCCCCACCCAUCUGCUGCUCAUGUGCUGUGUACUCCGGUACAUGGUUCAGUGGCCUGGUGGCCGAAUCCUGCAUCGCCAUGAACUAGACACCUUCCUUGCACAGGCAGUAUCUACCCAGCUUUAUGAACCAGAUCAGCUGCAAGAACUGAAGAUUGAGAAACUGGAUGCCCGAGGGAUUCAGCUUGCUGCUCUCUUUAUGAGUGGGGUCGACACUGCUCUGUUUGCUAAUGAUGCCUGUGGCCAGCCAGUCCCUUGGGAGCACUGCUGCCCCUGGAUUUACUUCGAUGGCAAGCUGUUCCAGAGCAAGCUAAUUAAAGCAGGCCGAGAGCGAGCAUCCCUGGUAGAGCUCUGUGAUGGCCAGGCUGACCUAGCAACCAAAGUUGAAAAGAUGAGACAGAGUAUUCUUGAAGGAGUCAACAUGAAUCACCUACCACCUUCUGCUCUACUUCCAUCACCUACUUUUGUGCCUCCUAUGGUGCCUUCUCUCCAACCUGUUUCACUUUAUUCCCGAACCAUGGGCUCAUUGCCACCUCCCCCUCAAGGAAGGAGCCGGGGGUUUGCAGGUCUCCAUCCAAUCCCACCUCAAGGAGGUAAACUGGAGAUUGCUGGGAUGGUCGUGGGCCAGUGGGCUGGCAGCAGAUCAUCCAGGGGCCGAGGAUCCUUUGGCAUGCAAGUGGUUUCUGUCGGUGGGCCAGGAAAGGGGCAUGGAAAAGAACAGACUGGUAGAGGAUCCAAAGGACACAAAAAAGGAAAUAAACAAGGCUCUUCAGAUGGAGUUUCUAAAUCCCUGGAGUUUCAUCAAGGUCGGUCUCAUUCCCAGAUAAAUGGGAACAGUGGCACAUUGAUUAAGGAAGAGAAGAGUGACCAUCAUCUUCUACCUCCUUCACAGUGUGCCUUAUCCAGAGACAACAACAUGUGUAAUGAUGGUAACCGCUACCUCCCUGGGAAGAACGGGGAGAAGAACCACUUACAAGAACAAGAGCUAGAAAUUGUGACUCAACGGAAAGAGGAGUGACAAGCUGAAAAUGGCUUCACCAAAUCAGGAAGAGGGGAAAACAUAUACUUUUUGGAUUCUAGGCCUAAGUUAGAGGAGGAUAUAAAUAUUUACCCUAGAUUUUAACAGAAUUUUGAUGGGAUGUCCUAUUGUAUCUAUCUUUUCCCUUCCCUAUCUUUUUCUGGGCCUCUAGACUUAAUGGUCUGCUUCUAGGGAGGUUCCAGUAAAAGAUGAAUGGCAGGAAGACCAGCUCCCAUUCUCAAAUUGAUUGUUUAGCACCAAUAAUCUCUUUUCUCCCCUGGGAGCCUGGUAAGGCAGUAAUUGUCAUCACAUAAGGUCCUAUAGAAAAGUUCUAGCUUUAGUUUUCUGAGUAUUUAUCCUGAUAUUAAUUUACAGAAUUAGGUAAUACACCUAUGGGGUUAUGAGGACAGCUGUCUAUGGCUUCCUGAAUUUUUUUUUUCUGCAAAGUGGUGGGGCCUUGAUAUAUAAUCGCAAUCCACCUCCACCUCACUCUUUCUCCCAAAUCAUGUACCCCAGGAUUUAGUACUACCACUUCUAGCUCUGGCCUGACAAUCAGAUUAGUAGAUGUUUUCAGAGAAAUGAGGUAGUAUUGGUUAUUUUAUUUUAUUUUUAUUUUAUAUAUUAAAAAAUAAUAGCUACCAAUGUCCUUUGUACUGGGGGAUUCAAAUGAGUCAGAAAAGUACUGGGCAGAUUUUUCCUGCCUCUCAACCAGUGCAUUGUCUGUAAAAUAGAAGAUAUGGUGCAGUUUACCCCCUCCCUGCUGCCCACACCCUGAAAGGGUGAGAAUCAACGAAAUGAAAUUGAGUAUGAAAGGGACUCAGAAGAUUCUGUGUGUGUGUGUGUGUGUGUGUGUGUGUGUGUAUACAUAUGUGUAUGUAUGUAUGAGUGUAUAUAUGAAUGUGUGUAUCUAUAUACAUUCACAUACCCUUUAUAUAAAGAGACAGAUCUGUUUAUCUAUACAAAUUU